CGGGAGUGCAAACAAGGACAAACCCCAUGCCUCCUCCGAAGCAAUUCCAUAUAUACGCCUGCUGGACCGAACAGGCCACCGGAACCCCCCCGAUCCGCAAACACCCAUGUCGGCUCUCAGUGACGCAUCUACACCGGCGCAGGACCCGGCGGCGGCGUCGGCCAUUGACACGCAGCAACUUCAUCAGCUGUCCCACCCCUCAGAAGUACACCAGCAACAACCACAGGGCGUAAACGGUGCAGGAGAGGUCACCACACGCAAAGCCAAGGCACCGUCGGUAAGGCGCGCCUGCACUGCUUGUCAUGCGGGAAAGACAAGGUGCAGCGAAGUACUUCCCUGCCAGAGUUGUCUCAAGAGAGGCAUCGGCGCAACAUGUGCCUACCCCGACCCCGACCCCGACCAUAAUCCAUCGCAGCCUACACCAGGCGUGUCGACUUUCGCACAGUCGACCAUAGGGUACGUGCAUGGAGCACCGACUCUCAGUCAGCAUCAGUAUUACGAUUACAAUGGCACGUUUACUGGUGCUUCCUCCUCCACGUUCCGUCCGAGUAAGCGGCCACGGAACCUGACUGAAGAGGAGGCUGCUGCUAUAACACGGAAUUUUACCCGUGGUGACUUCUUCGUAGGCACGAGCGCUCCGGUCCGCAUAGACCCAAGGCUGCCAGUCCGACUUACAUUGGGGGAGGGUGAUCAUGUACAUUUUAGCAUCACUGAAACCUUGUCGUAGUAUAUCUUCCAUGGACCAUUUACUAUCUACUUUACAGUUGUCCUCGUAGUCAGUGCUUACACGUGUAUCCUCUUCGCUGUUUUUGCUAUGGAAUGUCUCAUCAGAUUACGAACCAUGCGAG
Molecule: messenger RNA, 848 nt
Organism: Pisolithus orientalis
Lineage: Eukaryota; Fungi; Basidiomycota; Agaricomycetes; Boletales; Pisolithaceae
Exons: 4
Coding region: 107-727 (206 amino acids)
Biological process (GO): positive regulation of transcription by RNA polymerase II
Cellular component (GO): nucleus
Molecular function (GO): sequence-specific DNA binding; DNA-binding transcription factor activity, RNA polymerase II-specific; zinc ion binding
Source: RefSeq, a predicted model, not a curated record